UUCGAGCUACAGUCGUCACUGUCGUCAGUCGAGAACCGGAGUUGGGUCUGAUCGGACCCACAGCACUCUGACGAGGUUUCUUGAACGGAAAAACAGAAACACUUUCACCGAGAUGCUGAGGAAAACUGUUCUCGUUUUCGCGGCGCUCGUCGUGCUCACCAGUGCUACGCAAGUUAAUUACUGCGAUUCUGAAACCCCGUUCGAGGAUGCCACGCAGAUCAGCGUAUCCGGCUGCGAUAAACCUGAAUGUUUGUUGAAACAGGGAACGGAUGCCGUCAUAGAGAUCAAACUCUCGCCUAACGAAGAUAUUCAGACCUUGACUAAUGAUGUGCACGCGAUUCUUUUUAAUGUACCCUUGCCCUUCGUGGGAGUCGACGGAACAAAUGCCUGCGAUAAUAUUUUCAACGCCGAUGGUAGCAAAGCUGGUUGUCCCUUGAAGAAAGGCGUACAAUAUAUAUACAGAAACAGUUUCCCUGUGCUGUCGAUAUAUCCCAGGGUUUCACUAACCGUACGUUACGCACUGCGACAAGGAAAUGACAGAGUUAUAUGCUUCGAGGUACCAGCGAAGAUUACGAAAUGAACUGCUUCGCGCUGACUUCGGUAUAUUAUAAUUAAAAGUCACAAUGUGUGUAGUCGAUGUAGUUCUGAGCUUAUAUAAUUUAAUUGGCCGAUAGAGAAUGUGCAUUCAAAUAAUCCUUACAAUGCAACGUAUGCCAUAUUAUGAUACAUGAAUGUAUAAGAUACUUAAAAAAAAAUAACUUUCUAUUUUUAAUCAA
Temnothorax curvispinosus is the source of this 776-nucleotide messenger RNA. RefSeq names its product ecdysteroid-regulated 16 kDa protein (gene Npc2b). The record is from RefSeq and is a predicted model, not a curated record. The coding region runs from base 113 to 580 and encodes 155 amino acids. Gene Ontology annotation, biological process: intracellular cholesterol transport. NCBI's taxonomy places the organism in Eukaryota, Metazoa, Arthropoda, Insecta, Hymenoptera, Formicidae. Gene Ontology annotation, molecular function: sterol binding. The transcript has 3 exons.